GGGGCGGGGCAGAGGCUACCAGGCUGGCAAGCAGAGCGUCGAGAGCGAGGAAGCUGAUGCAACGCGGAGGCAGACCCCGGCUGGCGUGUGUCAGAGAGAGAGAGAGAGAGAGAGAGAGAGGAAAGGAAAGGAAAGCUCAUAAGGGUGGGUGAGCAACUGCUGGCACAAUGGGGCAUGAACUGACAGCACAGGAGAAAUAUCACUUGAUCACCCGAAAUUUGCAGGAAGUUCUCGGAGAGGAUAAGCUGAAGGCCAUCUUGAAAGAACGGGAGGUGAAGAUAUACUGGGGGACAGCCACGACGGGCAAGCCUCAUAUAGCCUAUUUUGUACCCAUGACCAAAAUAGUGGACUUCCUCAAGGCUGGAUGUGAGGUGACAAUUCUGUUUGCUGACCUCCAUGGAUACCUCGACAAUAUGAAGGCACCAUGGGAGCUUCUGGAGCUGCGCACCCAAUAUUAUGAGAACGUGAUCAAGGCAAUGCUGGAGAGCAUAGGUGUGCCUCUGGAAAAGCUCAAGUUCAUCCGGGGGACUGACUAUCAGCUCAGCAAAGAAUACACGCUGGAUGUUUACCGCCUGUCCUCUGUUGUCACCCAACAUGAUGCCAAGAAAGCCGGGGCAGAAGUGGUCAAGCAGGUGGAGCAUCCGUUGCUCAGUGGCCUCCUCUAUCCAGGACUGCAGGCACUGGAUGAAGAGUACCUCAAAGUUGAUGCACAGUUUGGAGGAGUGGAUCAGAGGAAAAUCUUCACUUUUGCAGAGAAGUACCUCCCCUCCUUGGGCUAUGCCAAGCGCAUCCACCUGAUGAACCCCAUGGUGCCAGGACUGACAGGCAGCAAGAUGAGUUCUUCAGAAGAGGAGUCCAAGAUUGAUCUCUUAGACCGAAAGGAGGAUGUGAAGAAGAAGCUCAAGAAGGCCUUUUGCGAGCCGGGGAAUGUGGAGAACAACGGGGUCUUGUCCUUCAUCAAGCAUGUGCUCUUCCCACUCAGAUCAGAGUUUGUGAUUCUUCGAGAUGAGAAGUGGGGAGGGAAUAAAACUUACACCCACUAUGGAGACCUCGAGAAAGACUUUGCUGACCAGGUUGUCCACCCCGGGGACUUGAAGAACUCCGUGGAGGUGGCCUUGAACAAGCUCCUUGAGCCCAUCAGAGAGAAGUUCAGCAGCUCACAAAUGAAGAAACUGGCCAGCUCUGCGUAUCCUGAUCCAUCCAAAGCAAAGCCUUCAGCAAAAGGCCCCACAAAGAACUCCGACCCAGAGGAAGUGGUGCCAUCUCGGGUGGACCUUCGUGUUGGCAGAGUGCUCAGCGUAGAGAAGCAUCCAGAUGCCAACACGCUGUACGUGGAGAAGAUUGAUGUGGGGGAGCCUGAGCCGCGGACGGUGGUCAGUGGCCUGGUGGAGCACGUGCCCAAAGAGGAGCUGCAGGACAGGCUGGUGGUCUUGGUGUGCAACCUGAAGCCUCAGAAGAUGCGGGGGCUGGAGUCCCAGGCCAUGCUGCUCUGCGCUUGCAGCGCUGGGGAGCCCUGCCAAAUAGAGCCCCUGGACCCCCCGGCCGGCUCCUGCCCUGGUGAGCGGGUGUUUGUGGAGGGCUACGAAGAAGGCCAGCCUGAUGAGGAGCUGAAACCCAAGAAAAAGGUCUUUGAGAAGCUGCAGGCGGACUUCCAGAUUUCUGAGGCUUCUGUGGCCCAGUGGAAGGGGAAGAACUUAAUGACCAAACUGGGGAACCUCACCUGCAAAACUCUGAAAAGCGGCAGCAUCCGCUAGCUGCCUCUGCCUCGCGCUUUCAGCUUAUGCGUGCCAGUUAUUGCCCGGCAAACAUCCUCCAUACUUACAUUGCACACUCCCAGCCAUGAGAUUCCAAACCAGCUGGACCUGACCCAUGUAAAAAUUGACAUGGCUUCCAUCUUUUGACAUGGACAGAAUGGGAGAAGGGCACCUAGAAGCAGGUGGCCAGUGCAAUGAGGCACCUCUCUCCAGGCAAGUCUUAUUUAUAAUGAGGAGAAAAGAGCCAAUGGCCUCAUCCUUCUGACUUCUGGUGGUGAUGGAAAUCUCUCCAGAUGUUGCAGGAGAAAAAGGAAAUGCUGCUGGCACAGAUCUGCCCACUUAGGAUGGGUUGGUCCACGUGCCUUCCAGGAUGUUUGUCACACUCUGCUUAAAACAGGUGGUCUAUGAUGUUGAGCUCAGACUCAGGCUGGCAAAAUUUGGAGAGGAGCUCUUACCAGAUUGGCAACGGUUAGGUCCAUCUGGCAUAAACACUGAAUUCCAAAUCAUCUGUCAUAUCCCCAAAUAAAAUGGUCACACCAUCUGG
Molecule: messenger RNA, 2298 nt
Organism: Lacerta agilis (Sand lizard)
Lineage: Eukaryota; Metazoa; Chordata; Lepidosauria; Squamata; Lacertidae
Gene: YARS1
Product: tyrosyl-tRNA synthetase 1
Exons: 14
Coding region: 168-1754 (528 amino acids)
Biological process (GO): tyrosyl-tRNA aminoacylation
Molecular function (GO): tRNA binding; ATP binding; tyrosine-tRNA ligase activity
Source: RefSeq, a predicted model, not a curated record